Messenger RNA from Papilio polytes (common Mormon), 1969 nucleotides. RefSeq names its product histone acetyltransferase KAT5 (gene Tip60). The transcript is spliced from 14 exons. NCBI's taxonomy places the organism in Eukaryota, Metazoa, Arthropoda, Insecta, Lepidoptera, Papilionidae. Gene Ontology annotation, molecular function: histone acetyltransferase activity. Bases 66 to 1682 code for a protein of 538 amino acids. The record is from RefSeq and is a predicted model, not a curated record. Gene Ontology annotation, biological process: regulation of DNA-templated transcription.
GUUGACAGAUGUUUAUUUGAUGAGCGUGUGUAUUUACCUCACGUUUAAUUUAAUUUUAACGUGAAAUGAACGAAAACGAGGAUGAAGUUACAACAUUUUGUGAUUCUGCGGCAUCGUUGGUGGAGGGAUGUCGCUUGCCAGUUCGUAUGCAAGGAGGCGAUGACUGGCCACUAGCGGAAAUUAUUAGUAUAAAAGAAAUACGAGGACAAAGAGGGUAUUAUGUACAUUAUGUUGACUUUAACAAACGUCUGGAUGAAUGGGUCGGGGAGUCAUGGCUGGAUACAAGGAAGGUCCAGUUUCCUAGGCGAGAUGGUGCACCCUCUGGCGGCAGCACCACACCGAAAAAAACCCACAUAGGUUCAGGAGGUGGCAUAAUGCCUCAUUUCAUUAAUGAUAAUGUUUGCCCUGAGCCCCAGAAGUCUCUCAGUAACCACCGAGAGACGGGCGCUAAACAACAACUGCAACCAAAAUUACCUGAAAAAAUACAUAGUACAAAUGCCCUCAAUGGUUCCGCGCAAAAAUAUACACCUGCUAUAUCUGUGACCGUGGAGCCCCGGCAGCUGGUGUCGCGGCCGGCGAGCCCCACGCUGGUGGCGGAGACCAACACCCUCGUGAAUGGCGGCGCGGUGCUCGCCGCCGCGCUGCAGAAGAAGAUCAACAGGAAACGGAAAGCAAACUCACUUGAUACUGAGGAGCCACCGCCUCAAGAGUCGCUAGAUGCGGGCGCGGAGCAGGCGAGCGGCACGGCCACGCCCACCGCGCGGCCGCGCCAGUCCGGCAGCAUGGUGGCGCACGGACACGACGACCUCGUCACGCGCAUGAAGAACAUCGAGAUGAUAGAGCUGGGCCGCCACAGGAUACGCCCCUGGUACUUCGCACCUUACCCGCAGGAAAUGGUCAACCUACCUUGUAUUUACAUAUGUGAAUUUUGUUUGAAGUACAGGAAAAGUAAAAAGUGCUUAGAAAGACACUUGAUUAAAUGUAAAUUGAAACACCCGCCGGGCAAUGAGAUCUACAGGAAGGGCAGUAUCUCUUUCUUUGAGAUCGACGGCCGCAAGAACAAAUGUUAUGCUCAGAAUUUGUGUCUUCUCGCGAAACUGUUCCUCGAUCACAAGACUUUGUACUACGAUACGGAUCCAUUUUUGUUUUAUGUUAUGACGGAAUUUGAUGCAAGAGGUUUUCACAUAGUCGGAUAUUUUUCAAAAGAAAAAGAGAGCACUGAAGAUUAUAAUGUAGCGUGUAUUUUAACUUUACCUCCAUACCAAAGGAAGGGAUAUGGAAAACUACUUAUAGAAUUUAGUUAUAAUUUAUCAAAGUUCGAAGGCAAAACGGGUUCUCCAGAGAAGCCGCUGUCGGAUCUCGGUCUGCUGUCGUACCGCAGCUACUGGGCGCAGACCAUACUCGACAUUCUCAUGAACGUGCCGCCCGUCGCUGAUAACGAUAAACCUAUUAUUACUAUCAAUGAAAUUUGCGAAAUGACGAGCAUAAAGAAAGAGGACGUCAUAAGCACGCUGCAGAAUUUGAAUCUAAUCAAUUAUUACAAAGGGCAGUACAUUAUUUCAGUAAAUCAGGAAAUUGUACAGCAACAUGAGAAAGCGAUGGAGAAAAAAUGGCUUCGGAUCGAUCCUGACUGUUUGUAUUGGACACCUAAAGAUUGGUCUAAACGAGCGAAAUGCGUUUGAAAUGUACCGGAGAUGCUGUCAGCUUUGACAUGUAAAUCUGCUCAAAUACACGAUUAUCCCGUAUUAUUUACGACUCAGUUUUAAUUAUUUUUUACAUAAAAGCACUAAAUGUGACUUGUAAUUAAAUGUGUCCGUAGAGUAGCGCCACUUUAGGUAAUCUUCGAUGUCUAUUUCAAUAGAUUUGACGCUGUUUUAUUACUAGUAUAGUAAUAUUUGUCUAUGUAAUGUAAAUUAGAUCAAAUUGUUUUAAAUUUUAUUGUGAUAUUAAAGAAUAUCGUCGAUGUGAA